Knipowitschia caucasica is the source of this 1998-nucleotide messenger RNA. NCBI's taxonomy places the organism in Eukaryota, Metazoa, Chordata, Actinopteri, Gobiiformes, Gobiidae. The record is from the annotation of a GenBank genome assembly.
AUGGAUCGCUUCAGUGAGAUCUCGGUCUCGUCGGAGGCCUCGCUGCAGAUCGUGAGGAGCCACUUUGAGCAGAUCAGUGGCAGUCAGUGGGUGAUGUUGUCCAGAGGCAUGUGCGACUUGGAGACCAGGCGUAUUCUGACCGCCAUGUUUAUCUCGUUGGUCCAAACGCUGUCCGCCAACGUCUUGGGUCUGAUUGUUCCGAAACACGAAGUGAACAACAGGUUCCUGAGUGAGAACGAGGCGACCCGAGCUCACGGAUCGAUCGUCACUGUGCUGCAGGACACCAUGGGGCAAGUGUUCUCUCAGGCUCUGAAUCUGCCCACGGACUCGUUGGACAAACACCAGGACUCGCAGGAGCUCACCACCCUGAUCGAGCAGGAGGUGUCCGCGAAGGUGAACCGUGUCCUUUCUGAGGAGCAGGAGGAGGGCCCUGUGAUGGUGGACGCCCUCAUCAGCAGCGAGAGUGUGGCUCGCAGCAUGAUCGAGAAGGGAAACUCCUGCCUCAAGAGGUGCCUUCGCUUCUUGUUCUGUUCCUGCGGCCGCCGCGCUGACACAAACAAGUCAGAAUCUUCAGAAAGCGGGCCGUGCCGCUGUAGCUUCCUCAGAUUCGCCAAAAAGAAUUUCCGAAGCAUGCAGGAAAAUCUGGAGGCAGAACUUCUGGUUGAAGAGUUAGCGCCAGAGACGAGGAGUUUGUCGAAGGGGUCGAGCUGUGGGAGUAACCCAGACCUGGGAAAAACUCCGGGUUAUGCUUUGAGGACUCCAGAGGUUAGUUUUGAGCAGUUUCAACCUCAACUAGAGGAGUUGUUUCGACAGUUAGAUCUCCCGACAAGUCCUGACACAGAAACAAGUCGAGUUAGACUGGCCCAGGCCUUGGAUAGUGAGGAAACCACAAUCUUUGUUCAGAAUCUGACAGACACAAUGUACUGUCACUUUCAUAUCCUAAAGGGACUUGUGUCACAGAACAAGGAGCUAAUGAGUGAGUUCCAGAACCAAGAGCCCGAGCCGAUAUACACACGGAAAAUAAGGGUAAGCUGUAAGCUCAGGCACUAUGACUGGCAGCAGACAUACGCCACGGUGCAGACCGAGGUAUCAAAUUACCUUCAAAGCCUCCAGGAUUACAUAGCGCAAGACCCAUUGGAGAAGUUCUACCGCCAGGAUCUGUUUGAGUUGUGCAUGGAAAAGCCGCCUCUGUCGCCCAACUCCCAGCAGGCCCUGACAUAUAAUGUGUCCAUUCCUUCUCAAGGGUUGGUCCCCGUCCAGGUGGAAUUUCAACAACUGUCAGGGCAGUCUUUCAACAGCCAGAAACACGACCUGUUCGAGAGGUCUAUGGUGCACCCCAGAGCCUGUGUGCCAUCGCGGAUCUCUAGAGACGUUCCGGCGAUCGUCUUACGCACACCAGAGGUCAGCACCAGGAGUAUCUCAGUCAUCUCUGAGAAUUCUUUUAGAAGUCAGAAGUACGACCUGUUCGAGAGGUCCAUGGUGCCUCCCAAAGUAGAGCUGCCUUCUUUCAUCUCUGAGGACGUCCCGGCGGUUGUCCUGAAAACCCCAGAGGGCAUGAGAAGAAUCAGUGACAGAGACUUGUCCGAGGGCCAGUCCAUGACUCUAGGCCUGAUAGAGGCUUUGAUGAUUGAGACGUUCAGGGGAAAGGCAGCUUUGCGUCCGUGGGACCAAAAAUACAAAGUGAUUCGCGACCGUUUGACAGAAAUAGCCUGGGAGGAGAUCCAGCUUUCUGAACACCAGGCAAAGAAAACGGAGAAGAGAAUGAGUAAAAUCAUUGCCGCGAUUGUGAAAGACCUCAAAUCCCAUUACGGCACGGCACAGAGAAUGUUGGAAAGUGCUUUGGACGGAAAAGACCGGACCUUUGAAAAAACGGUUCUGAAGUCCCUGCAGUACCACCUUGAGCACAACCUGCGGAAGAAGAAGUCUUUUCUGAGCCGCUUGUUCAGAGGUCUCUGUAAGCCCUUCCAAUGCUGCUGCUGCCCCACCACUGAAGAGUAA